Molecule: messenger RNA, 1197 nt
Organism: Liolophura sinensis
Lineage: Eukaryota; Metazoa; Mollusca; Polyplacophora; Chitonida; Chitonidae
Product: rac guanine nucleotide exchange factor B-like
Exons: 6
Coding region: 146-646 (166 amino acids)
Biological process (GO): actin filament organization
Cellular component (GO): actin cytoskeleton
Molecular function (GO): actin filament binding
Source: RefSeq, a predicted model, not a curated record
CAGUGGGUUGAAUGUGUGCCGAAAAUAACCCGGCAAGUUGAGUAUAGAGGAGAUCCGGGCGGCUUGGUUAUUACUACAGAGGGAGGAUAUAACAAGUACAAACACACACAGCCUUAUCAGUUAAUCUGUAGACCACUUAUACAAGAUGACCAGCGCACUGAGAGCAAGCAAAGCCGGCCUCGGCUAUGAGGUCGAGAAGAAGAUGGAGGCUAACUACGACAGAGAAGAGCAGGCUGGAACCCCGCAAGCCAUUGUAAAUUGGACGAACGCCAUCCUUAACGGCAAGCACGAACCUUGUCCAGGUUCGGGCAUUAAAGACAUUGGUGCAUAUUUCAAGAGUGGCGUACCCCUGUGCAAACUCAUCAACGAGCUGUUGGCGUCCGAAGGUAAGCCACCCAUCCCUUACCAGAAGAAGGUCAUGUCCCCGUUCGUUGCACUGACAAACCUGGAGAAUUUCGCUAAGGGUUGUGAGAAUUACGGCCUCAGCAAGGAGUGCACAGUCCAGUCGACAGACGUCCACGAGUGCAGGAAGGCCGGGCUCUACAACUUUAUCAACACCAUGCACAGUUUAGGAUUCCUGGCAAAUUCGAAAGGCUACAUGCCAGCCUACACAGGCGAAAUCGUGAAGUACCUGGACAACGAGUAACUCCACAGAUGUGGUAAAUCGGCGUCAUGGGCCGCACACUAGCGUCCUGAAUCCAAAACAGACGACUCUACGGGGCAUCCUGCUUCAUGUGCACGGGGUCCUGGCGCCGCAAAUAGUGCCGCUGUUUUGCUCAUGUUCAUAUUUACCGUCACGCAGCGGAGAGGAUACCAACGGACGCCUGUGACGGAUCAAAAAGUUAACAAUUCGGAUCAUUUAGAUUGCUCUGUUGUCGUCAUAUCAUAUCGUACUUUAAAUGUGAAAUAACUGUCAACUUCGAACUGAAACCUUCAUAAUUUACUUUUGCAGACAUUGUUGUUUUUCCGAACAAGGAAGUUGGGGUCGCUCACUAAUGUGACGUGAAGUUUUAUAUAGCUUAGACAGUGGUGUUUUUCAUAGAAGUAAGAAAGUGCCUGUAAAAGAAAGAUGAAGUUUGAUAAGAAAUGGCAGAUUAACACAGAACAGGUGUCGCUAUGUGCUCUAGUUAGCAUACAUCUCCUGUAAACUUUAUAUACAAGCAACUAUCAUCACAAUAAACUGUUUAUCUCGCCUUC